Molecule: messenger RNA, 1302 nt
Organism: Adineta steineri
Lineage: Eukaryota; Metazoa; Rotifera; Eurotatoria; Adinetida; Adinetidae
Source: the annotation of a GenBank genome assembly
AUGGCUAGUGGUCCAAACGAUUAUAUUCAAAAAGGUAUCAAAAGUGCUGAACAAGCAACCGCAGAAGAUAAAGCACAGAAUUAUGAAGUUGCUGCUCAACAUUAUAUGACAGCUGCUGAAUGGCUUAUGCAUGCUGUAAAAUAUGGAGCAAUGAAUGAUGCUAUGAAACAAAAUAUACGUGCUAAAGUGAACAGUUAUUUAAAACGAGCAGAAGAAAUAAGAGAUAUGUCAAAGAGUAAUUCAGGAAAGAAAAAAGCAGUUGCUGAUGGUGGAAAUUCGAAAGAUAAUAAAGAUGAUGAAGAUGGUGAUCCAGAUAAAAGAAAGAUGAUGCAAAAAUUUGAAGGAGCAAUUGUGACUGAUCCAAAUGUUUCAUUUGCUGAUGUUAUUGGUUUAGAACAAGCUAAAGAUGCAUUGAAAGAAGCUGUUAUCCUACCAGUGAAGUUUCCACAACUUUUUCAAGGAAAACGAAAACCAUGGGCUGGUAUUUUACUUUAUGGACCUCCUGGUACUGGAAAAUCUUAUUUAGCUAAAGCAAUUGCAACGGAAUGUAAAAGUACAUUUAUCUCUGUCAGUUCAUCUGAUCUUUUAUCAAAAUGGCUUGGUGAAAGUGAAAAAGGUGUUAAAUGUUUAUUUGAAGUUGCUCGAGAACGACAACCAUGCAUUGUAUUUAUUGAUGAAAUUGAUGCAUUAUGUGGACAACGUAACGAUACGGAAUCUGAAUCAUCACGUCGUGUUAAAACGGAAUUUCUUGUUCAAAUGCAAGGUGUCGGAACCGAUAAUUCAGGUGUACUUGUUCUUGCUGCAACAAAUAUUCCAUGGGCAUUAGACACAGCUAUUCGACGACGAUUUGAAAAACGGAUUUAUAUUCCAUUACCAGGAAUUAAUGAACGUGCAGCAAUGUUUAAAACUCAUUUAGGCACUAGUACUUUUCAUACAAUAAGAGACAAUGAAUGGAUGCAACUUGCACAAAAAUCUGAACAUUAUUCUGGUGCUGAUAUAGGUGUCGUUUGCCGUGAAGCUUUACUUAGACCUAUUCGUCGGCUUGGUUCAGCAACUCACUUUAAACGAAUACCAAAUCCAAAGACUGAUGGACCUCGUGAACUAUGGCUUGUCUGUUCUCCAGGAGAUCCAAAUGCUGUAGAAUUAACAUUAGAUCAAAUGAAUUCUGAAGAAUUAUGUGAACCACCAGUGUCAAUCUCGGAUAUGAUGGCUGCACUAACGACACAAAAACCAACAGUUGGUGAAUCUGAUCUUAAAUUACAGAUAAAAUUUACACAAGAAUUUGGACAAGAAGGUUCUUAG